Molecule: messenger RNA, 1034 nt
Organism: Anoplopoma fimbria (sablefish)
Lineage: Eukaryota; Metazoa; Chordata; Actinopteri; Perciformes; Anoplopomatidae
Gene: nme5
Product: NME/NM23 family member 5
Exons: 5
Coding region: 48-683 (211 amino acids)
Biological process (GO): GTP biosynthetic process; negative regulation of oxidative stress-induced intrinsic apoptotic signaling pathway; UTP biosynthetic process
Molecular function (GO): nucleoside diphosphate kinase activity
Source: RefSeq, a predicted model, not a curated record
ACCAGGAAGUAACCUUUAGUAACUGUUCUCAUCACGUUCACCAGAAGAUGAACCUAACGAUUUAUCCUCGCAUCUAUGUGGGACAAACUCUGGCCCUCAUCAAACCAGAUGCCAUCCACAAAGAUGAGGAGAUCGAGGACAUUAUCCUCAAAUCAGGCUUCAUUAUCUUGCAGAAGCGGAGGCUGCAGCUAAGUCCAGAACAAUGCAGUGACUUCUACGCAGACCUUUAUGGAAACGUUUUCUAUCCCGUCCUUACUGCCUUCAUGAGCUCUGGCCCCAUCGUUGCCAUGGCUCUGGCCCGUGACAACGCCAUCGCCCACUGGAGGUCCAUCAUAGGGCCUUUGGACAGCAUGAAGGCCAGAGAAACUCAUCCAGAUUGCCUUAGAGCAAAAUAUGGCACUUGCAAAAUCGAAAACGCACUCCAUGGCAGCGAGUCAUUUCAUGCGGCUGAAAGGGAGAUCAAAUUCAUGUUCCCAAACACCGUAAUUGAGCCCUUUCCCUCACGAGAAUCCAUUGAAGUAUACCUGAACAGGUAUGUGAACCCAACUCUGCUACUUGGACUCACUGAACUCUGCAAGCACAAGCCACACAACCCCUGUAUUUGGCUUGCUGACUGGCUGAUCAACAACGAUCCAAACAAGCCUAAAAUAUAUGAUGGAGCCACUGUGGAAGAGGCAGAAUGACAACAAAUAAUUUAUAAACAAAUGUAUCUAUUCAGUACUGUGAUUAAAUAUAAUGACUUUCCAGUAUUAAUCCUCUGUUUUGUUUGCUUUCUGGUAAAGUUUGACCAGCUUCAUGUCUUGUUGCUCCUCUGGAACUGGUGCUCAAACGCAAAAAAAAUGUUUUUGUCAAAGUACUACAGCUUGUAAAGAACCUACAUGGGAAUAAAUCUGAGUAACAAAUAUGUUACUGAAUGUACAAAGUGACUUCGGUCAUUCAAAUGAGCAUUGCAUUAUCUUAUUCAGGCUGCUUUACAGUUCCAGUGUGCAAGUAAGAUAACAUAUUGCUAAUUAAUAAAGAUCAAAAUGACUUGC